UAUUUUAAAAAAAUCUGUUAUUUUUCAGCUUAUUGCUUACCUUUGGAUGAUGAGUGUGUAGGUUUCUGGUUUAGGCCAAGUGGUUUCUCAUCAAAUGGAGGAAAAGUGGACUUCCUCAGAAACUGAUGGUGCUGGUGGUGAUAAUCCAGAAAACAAAAGGAGAGGUGAUUCUGAUUCUGGUUCAUCAAGUCGUAUCUGCCAGGCUCUUGACAAGCUUGAGUCUGAUUCUACAGUCUCUCUGGAUCUGAGUAGAAAAGAUCUACAGCAUCUAACGGAUGACAUAUACAAGUUACUUAACCUUAGACAUUUGCAUCUGGAAGGAAAUGUCCUGUCUGUAGUUCCUGAGGAUUUCUUUCAAAAUGUGCCAAACCUUGUUUGGCUCGAUCUGCGUUACAACAAAAUUAAAGAGCUUCCCCCUGGAAUUGGAUGCCACAAGCAAUUGAAAACGCUGCUGUUAGAAAGAAAUCCUAUUAAAAGAUUGCCUGUUGAGCUUGGUAACAUAAGUUCACUUACAGCUUUGAAUCUCAGGCAUUGUCCCCUAGAAUUUCCUCCUCUUGAGGUGAUACAGAAGGGCCUGCCAGCCAUUCUAUCCUUCCUUCAAAGGAUGAGUGGUGAGAAUCUUGACUAUAGAGAAGCUGCUACUCCAGAUUUGCCUUCUCCACUACAAGAAGAAGCAAAGGCCAUUGUUAGAGAAUAUAAAAGAAAAUGCGACAAACCACCAGAUCGCAGGAAAGCCUUCAACGAUUUGUGGAGACAGAUGAGCUGCCUUAAAAUUCCUCCUGUUGAAAAGUUAAACUUGACAGACUUCACGAAAUCUAGUUUGGAUUUGUCAGACGGAUGGCCUAAUGAAGAGGAAAUGGUACGGUUUCAGAAGCUAAGAGACGAACUUAUACAAGAUGAAAGAGAGGAGUACCUGGAUAACAAAAUGGUACCCAAUGAAUCCAUGCCUUCGUUAAGAAGACCAAAGACUAAAGAGAAGCUCUCUCGUAAAUCAUCCAUGUUUUCAUGCAGGACUUUGGCAAGAGGCAAGAAGACCCUGUUCCCUGCAGUUUCAUCAUACGAUGUGCUCAUUCAGAGUAAGAAGGUAGAGCAGUGCCGAUUGGCAGCGCUAAAGGAGAUGAAGGAGAAACAAGCUUUAAUUGAACAGCGGAGGAAAGAUAAAGAAGUGCUUCAGAAAUGGAGGAGACGGAGCAGGAUGAUGAAAGAGAAGGGUGUAUCAUACUCAUUCGAUAAAGAAGACACUGAGGUUUCUCGAAACGCACCUUACGCAACAGACAAUAUGAAGAAUCACGACAAGCCGGAAGACUGGAAAGAAACAAGCAAGCAAGAUGAACAAAUGGAGAUGACCCUAAACUUAAUGAAAACAACAGACGAGUUAAGAGCAGCCAAACGCAAGGAAGUGGAGAACCGCAUCAGACAGCACACACAAAUGAUGAAAGAAAGAAGGAAAAGGUUAACAGGGAUCCCUCAAGAGGAUAUGGAGAGAGCAAAAGAAGACUAUGAGAUUGCUGAAAACCUAGAACAGCAGCUAGUAAAUCUGAAAAGAGACCUGAAUCAGGAGUAUCGUUUCACUGCCUUUACAGGAGAAGUGGAACCACCAGAGAAUCCACUGCCUAUCAACAAGCCUCCAAAUAUCUUUUCUAAAAUGACAUUUUAAAUUAUAUUAAAGAGAAUUCGACAUGCAGCAACCACCUACACCAGCUUGCUUUGCAGUUAAUCUGCUUUUAACCAGACUUUCAAAUUUGUCCUUUUCUCCUUUGUUCUUGUUUGUUUUGCUUUGGAAUGUAAAAAUUGGAAUCUUUCACACUCA
Molecule: messenger RNA, 1810 nt
Organism: Lacerta agilis (Sand lizard)
Lineage: Eukaryota; Metazoa; Chordata; Lepidosauria; Squamata; Lacertidae
Gene: LRRC27
Product: leucine rich repeat containing 27
Exons: 11
Coding region: 95-1657 (520 amino acids)
Molecular function (GO): protein binding
Source: RefSeq, a predicted model, not a curated record